AUGCAGAUCAUCAACAGCAUUGUCCGGUUUUUCCAGGCCAUAUUUUCAAUUAUUGUACUCGUAAUUUCAAUUUUACUUGCUCGACAACAAUAUUAUGGCAAGGUCCCAUCUCAAACCAACUAUGCCGCCUUCACGGGCGCCCUAGGAAUUAUUGCUGCCGCGAUUGGGUUUGCCUCAAUGUUCAUUGAUCGUCUCAAGGGAAUCAUUUCUUGGGUUCUUGAUGGUGUCACCGCAAUUUCUCUCCUAGCUGCCGGUAUCGCUUACGCUGUGGCCCUUCGUGGUACUAGUUGCGACGAUGACAAAGUUGGUGGAAGUACCUGGGAUAACCCGUUGAUCAGUGGAGGUUGUUAUUACGACGACGAUGGUGCUAAGUGGUGUCGUGAUGGCGGAGUAGUUAAGAAGCGCUGUACGCGCGCCACUGCCGAUGCUGCAUUCAUGUUUCUUGCCUGCAUUGCCUGCAUUGGGGCACUGGUAUCCUCUUACAUCACUCGGAAUCGCUAA
Molecule: messenger RNA, 501 nt
Organism: Penicillium cosmopolitanum
Lineage: Eukaryota; Fungi; Ascomycota; Eurotiomycetes; Eurotiales; Aspergillaceae
Product: MARVEL domain-containing protein
Exons: 3
Coding region: 1-501 (166 amino acids)
Biological process (GO): eisosome assembly; protein localization to plasma membrane
Cellular component (GO): eisosome; plasma membrane
Source: RefSeq, a predicted model, not a curated record